UUCAAACCCUUCAAAAAAGUCAAGAAAUGAUGAUAUACUUUUUGAUGGCCAUGUGACACAUACAACCCCUGAAUGUUAUGAAGAACCAAGAGCCUUUCGUGCCCCAAGGCCAAAAAGAUAUGUUUUCCGCCUUGUUCCAGCAGAACCACAUCAGUGUGUUACCACACAUACUGGUCAAAAGUUAUUUAUCAGACUUAAAACAGAAGAAUCACUAAAACAAACAGAUAUUGAUUUGAAUUCCAAAAGUGUUGGCAAUCUAUUAAAGGUUUCAGUAGCAAAUCUAAAGCUGCAAAUGUACAAUGAAACAAGGUCUAAAUCGAGUGUGGUGUCGGACGAGGUCUUCGAGCGUCGCCUACGUGAACUGGAAAAACCAGAAUAUAACAUAAAAGGAGCGACAGAUGAUGAUAUGGAGAACGAUUCAAAGAAUAAGUCCAAAUCUACCGACUCAUGGAUGGACCUAUACCGACCGAAAAAUUACCUCGAUUUACUGAGUGAAGAAAAUGUCAACCGAACGCUCUUACAUUGGUUAAAGCUUUGGGAUAAGGCGGUCUUCAAUAGAGAAGUUAAAAUUAAAGUACCCAAAAUUGAUGAAAACAUCAAGCCCAAAUGGGCUCAGGGUCAGAAAAAUACCGGUCCUCAAGGUCGCUUUGACAAGAAAUUCGAACAUAAGAAAAAAUUCUUUAAUAAAAAUACUGAUGGUGAGCUGAAAGAAGAGCUGGAUUCAUCUGGGCGACCGAUACAGAAAAUCGUGCUAAUAAGUGGACCACCUGGCUUGGGCAAAACAACUUUGGCUCACGUCGUCGCAAAGCAUUCAGGUUAUUAUCCUGUGGAAAUGAAUGCCAGCGAUGACAGGAAUGUAGAAGCGUUUAAACUUCAAAUAGAAGCCGCUACCCAAAUGCGUUCGGUCAUGGGAGCAAAUCCUCUUCCCAAUUGCUUGAUCAUCGACGAAAUUGACGGCGCACCUGCUGCGUCUAUCAACUUCCUUGUGAACACUCUUACGCAAGACAGCGGCCAAAACAAAGAAAAUAGCCAAGCCACAAAGAAAAAAAAGAAGAAGGGUAUAAAUAUCGUGUCUAGGCCUGUAAUUUGCAUCUGCAAUGACUUGUACACUCCAUCGUUGAGGCCUUUGAGGCAGGCGGCUCUGGUUCUUCAGUUUCCUCCGACGAAUCCAAACAGGUUGGCUCAGAGGCUGUUGAGCAUUUCAAAGGAACAUGAUAUCCAGGUAGACAUGACGACCAUGCUUGCGCUGUGCGAGAAAGCCGACUACGAUAUCCGAUCGUGUCUAGCAACUCUGUACUUUCUCAAGUCUCGUCGGCGCCCAUUACGUUAUAGUGAUGUCAUGAAUCUCAACAUCGGACAUAAAGACAACCAUAAAAGCCUGUUUCAAGUUUGGCAAGAGAUAUUUCACAUUCCAAGACAAAAGAGGAGUCAGUACAUGGUUGAAAAUGAACGUGAGGGUAUGUUACCUUUGGCGCCAGAUGUAGAUAGACCUUUAGCUCCCAACGCCGGCAACAAUGCUUCCAUGCCAGCCAGGUUUGCCAAUAUUUUGCAUGCUGUUCAUUCCUGCGGAGAGUACGAUCGCUUGAUGCAAGGUGUAUUCGAAAACUACCCAAACAUCAAAUUCAAAGAUAGCUAUCUAAACGCGGUAUGCAUUGGAUUGGAUUGGAUGUGCUUCUUCGAUCACGUCAACCAUUUCAUCCAACUAAACCAAAACUAUUGCGUGUUUGGUUACUUGCCCUACGCUUUCAUCGCAUUGCACUUUCAAAUGGCAGCAGUUCUCUCGCAGAAAAUUCAAUAUCCAACAGCUCAAACAGAGCUGAGGGCCAAGCAAGGAAAGAAUGAGAAUAUUGUGUCUGCAAUGCUGCAAGACUUGAAACCAACCGUUAGAAUAACCAACAACAAAGAUAUAAUUAUCCAAGACAUCAUCCCAUUUUCCUUGCCGAUCAUUACUCCCAGCCUGAGACCGGUGAGCGCCCAGUUGUACUCCGCCGAAGAGAAGGAACAAAUUCUUCGGGUCAUUGGCGUCAUGAUUUCGUACAAUCUGACUUUCCGCCAAGAAAAGACAAUCGACGGAGUGUACCGCUACUGCCUCGAACCAGAUGUGGAGCAAGUGGCUUAUUUCGAAGUCGAUAAUGUCCAGCGAAAAAGCUUGACGUACAGCGUCAAGCAAAUGCUGGCUAGGGAGAUCGAGCUGGAGAAACUUCGUCAGUACGAAUGCAAUUUGGGUCCUAUGAUUACGCCAAAGGCUACGAUAGAGGAAAUCGAAGAAGAACCCAAAGUCAUCAAACCCCCGCCCAACGCGGCCAUGACAUUAGCUCUGAAGCCCAAGCCCAUUGUCGAGUCCUGCAAACCGGCUACGGAUUUCUUCGGAAGGCCGUUGAAAACUCCGCCCAAAAAGAAAAAUGCUGACGGUUCCUCGGUCCAAAUUGCGCAAAAUGACGUCUGGUAUCACUUCAAAGAGGGCUACAGCAACGCUGUCCGUCGCAGUGUCAAAAUGGCGGAUUUCAUUUGAAUUGAUAUACAGAAAGUGGAAAGAUGAUUGAAAUAAAACGGGAAAAGUCAAUUGAAUCCUACAACACCGUGUAUUGACGAGAACAGAAAUUUGAGAGAGAGAAAAUUCUGAACUAAACACAGAUUACAAGAUGUUUUUUAAUUUUGGGGGAAUGUUUUAAUUUUGAUGGAGCAGGAGGAUGAAGGAGGGGCCAAUUACGGAUUAUGUUCUGCUGCUGCUGGGUAGUAGAGUGACUAGGAAUUAACGAACAACAUUUGAUGGAAGAAUCAAAGCAACUGGGAAAAGCAAAAUUAUGAAUAGAUUUUUGUUUAAAUGUAUCGAAUAUCGAAUGAAUUUUUAUUUUUUCGCCGAGAGGA
This is a messenger RNA of Daphnia pulicaria, 2868 nucleotides long. It is a transcript of the gene cutlet, whose product is annotated as chromosome transmission fidelity protein 18 homolog. The record is from RefSeq and is a predicted model, not a curated record. Gene Ontology annotation, molecular function: ATP hydrolysis activity; ATP binding. NCBI's taxonomy places the organism in Eukaryota, Metazoa, Arthropoda, Branchiopoda, Diplostraca, Daphniidae. The transcript is spliced from 15 exons. The coding region runs from base 293 to 2512 and encodes 739 amino acids.